Messenger RNA from Eleginops maclovinus (Patagonian blennie), 2862 nucleotides. It is a transcript of the gene pkp1b, whose product is annotated as plakophilin 1b. NCBI's taxonomy places the organism in Eukaryota, Metazoa, Chordata, Actinopteri, Perciformes, Eleginopidae. The record is from RefSeq and is a predicted model, not a curated record. Bases 41 to 2365 code for a protein of 774 amino acids. Gene Ontology annotation, cellular component: cytoplasm; nucleus; plasma membrane. Gene Ontology annotation, molecular function: cadherin binding. Gene Ontology annotation, biological process: cell-cell adhesion; cell-cell junction assembly; intermediate filament bundle assembly. The transcript is spliced from 14 exons.
CAUUACCACUGGCAGCCCAGUCACUCUGCGGCGGACUUACAUGCCGUAUGAGCCCCUUCUGGAUGUUGUUGAGGCUAAUCGGACAGUUUCAAAAAUGACGACUCUAGAUCCCCUGAAAUCGGUUAUUUCCAUCGGGAAUGUGGUCGACACGUCGCUGGCUCUGCCGUCCAGCAACCAGUGCCGGUCCGGCCAGCAGCGCGUCCGGGAGCAGGUGGAGACCAUCCGCAGGAGCAAGACCCGGCUGUCUGGCAGUAGCAAGAGUGCUUUCACUUCUUCAUCUCCGACAUCAACACAACCAAAUAACUACCGACUUGAAUAUCAUGAAACCUGGUGGAACCCUUUAAAUUACGAAUCCAAUCAAAACCACAGGGAGCAUACUCAACUGAACACUCCUACGAUUGAUUCCGUGUUCAUAGAGGCUCCGAAGUUAAACUCCAGCAUAUCUAAUGGAGGACUGUUCUUUGCAAAUGGCUUUUUUAAAACUCACAGCCAAGAACCAUACAUCAGCCAUCCAGUCAACACCAUAAAGGGAGCCAAUGUGAAGAUGAAUAACGGCUCUACCUAUCAAUAUGUGAGGACCAUUUCCGGCAUCGGCCACACUGCGUUGGGUCAAGCCAACACCAGCUUCAGCGAGCCUCAACUGGCCAGGAAUGGCUAUGUACCAAAAUGCUCUGUUCCUCCGCAGAGAUUGCUUUCCAGCAGAGGCAUCUACAGGGCAGAGAGAAGCAGCAGUCACUUUCCAAAGACUGCCACCUCCCUGCCCCAGCCAGUGUACACCACAAAUGGCACAGGUCUGACCAAAUCAAACAACCACUUCCUGGGCAACAAAGUUGAGGUGACCAAAACAGUUACUGACGGUGUUGCAAAGACCAAAGGAAAUUUAGGGUCAAGUGGCAAUAGUGCUGACAUCACUAUGAAGGAGGCUGUGGAGUAUCUCUCCAAUGAGGAGGAAACAUAUCAGCACUGUGGAGCUUCCUACAUACAGCACAAUACUUUCAUUGACGAAAAGGCUAAAGAGGAGGUGUUGAAGUUCAAAGGAACCCAUCCUCUGGUGGAUCUGCUGCGCAGCUCCAGCUCACAAGUCAAUGAGACGGCCUCGGCUGCCCUCCGUAACCUAUCCUUUAAAAGCAUCAACAACAAGGAGGAGAUACAUCGCUCGGGAGGCAUCAUGGAGGCUGUGGCUCUGCUCAGAGAAACCGACUCUGUGGAGACACAGAGACAGCUGACAGGCCUCCUAUGGAAUUUGUCUUCUGUCGACAGCCUGAAGCCAGACCUGCUAACGAGUGCUUUGCCUGUGCUAAUGGAGCGUGUGAUCCUGCCGUACACUAAAGGUCCCGACAGGACAAAAAGCAGCAGCCGAGACCCUGAGGUCUUCUUAAAUGCCACCGCAUGUCUGAGAAACGUAAGCAGUACGAAGCAAAGCAACAGACAGGCCAUGAGGAAAUGUCGAGGAUUGGUCGACUCUCUGGUCAGUUAUGUAAAAGAGUGUGUCGAUGCAGGAAAUCCAGACGAUAAGUCAGCAGAGAACUGUGUGUGCAUCCUGCACAACCUGACCUUCCAGCUGGAGGCCGAGGCUCCGGCUCUGUUCAGCAGGAUCACAGCGUUAGCCAAGACGGUCUGCAGGUCCCCCAGCCAGGGCGAUGCCGGGCCCAUCGGCUGCUUCAGUCCACAGAGCAAGUCCUCAGAACACGAGCGCCGCUUUGACUUCCCGGUGGUUGAGGAACCACAACCUAAUGGCGCCGGUUUGCUGAUCCACUCCAGCACUCUGCAGAACUACCUGUCUUUGUUAGGCACUAGCCAGCGAGAAGAAACACAGGAAGCCUGUUGCGGCGCGCUGCAGAAUCUCACCUCAAAUGACGGCUUAGUCUCUGGUGUAAUGAGCCAGACCAUUGUGCAGAAACUGAAAGGUCUGCAAGUUAUUAGUCCCCUUUUAAAAUCAAACAAAGUCAACAUACAGAGGAACACAGUGGCUUUGGUAGGAAACCUGGCCAAGAACCCAAACUUGCACACUGCCAUAGUUCAUAAAGCUCUCCCAGAGCUGCUGGGCAUCAUCAGCGCAGGCACCAAGGAAGGAAAUGAGUCCGAUGACACGCUGUCCUUGGCCUGUCAGACCUCCAACUGCCUGCUUAUGAACAACCCUGAGAUGGGAAAGCACCUGAUAAACAGCACCCUGAUAAAAUCCCUGAAUGAUCUUAGCAAAAACACAUAUUUCCCCAAAUCCGGCAAAUCCGCCGCCCUACUUCUCCACAACCUGUGGUCGGAAAAGGAUUUGCAAAGCUUCAUGAAAAAGCAAGGGAUGAGUAAGUCCUCCUUUGUGAAUGACAUCACCGCGGCAGCACACAAGUCUGUUCAAGUUGUCGAUUGACACGACAGCUUAGGAUCCCCAUAAGUGAUUAAAGUCACCUCCACAUACAGAGGCUAAGCAGCAUUCUUUCUCAUUUCACAUAUCACACAAUACAUGUAUCUUUUUAAUGUUUCCGUCAACAUAUAGAAGCCCUUAUAAUGCUGUGGGGAAAAAAGGUGAAGGUUAAAUGGUCAUGUACAUUUUGUGUCCGGAAUCUUCCACAAUGUGCUUGCUUUAUUAGAUAAUAACAUAAGGGUUCUGAUUUAAUUUUUCAUUGAGGUUGCUGUUUUAAAAUCGUGAUACAACAUUGAAUAAAAAAUAUUUUGGUUAUAUAAAAGUAAAAUGGAGAACAGUUUCUCUGUUGCAGUUCAUCGGUUUAGAAAGAAGCAGUGAUGUGUGUUUACAUUUUGUAAUGUUGGUGGUUAACCCAUCUUCUUCUUAUAUAUAUGUGUGUGUCAUCCUUAAACAUUUGUAUUGUCAUAAAUUGUGUGAUAAAUAAAACUGGCAGACAUAAACUC